AUGGAACAGAUGUGGGACAGCAUCGAGGAAGCCUAUGAUGGCGAUUUUGCUUUAAAUUCCUAUGAGAGUCUAAAAAGCGAAGUUGAUACUUCUUCACAAGUGGAUUUAGAAGCAAACAAAGAUUUGCUGCAUAUUCAAUUUCCCAGUGCCAGGAAGCACAAAUCCCAGUGCUUCGCCAAUAACGAAGAAAGCACUGAGAAAAUCCGAAAAGACCUAGCCACUGAAAACUCCAAGCUGCGGGACAAAGAAGAGCAUUUAAAAAAUCUGUUUGAAAGGGCCAAGAAAGAAAGUACGAAAUUAAGAAAAGCCAAAGAAGAACUCCAGAGGUGCAGGGAAAGCUUGAAACGAAGAGAGCAGAGCCUGCAGAUGGAAGAAAUAGAAGUAAUGCACGAAAAAGAGCAGAUUGAGCACGAAAAAGAAGACCUUAUGAAGCUGAAGGCGCAGUUAAGCCAUGAUUUUGCAAAAUUAAAGCAGGAACGGCAAAAGCUGCAGGUCGAGAAAAGAGAUAUUGAGUGUGCAAGCAAAGAGAUUGGGAAAACGUCAAAAAAACUAACAAGAGAAAAGGUUUUACUUAAAAAAUCGUCACUAAAUUUGAAACCAAAAGUCUUUGAAACCAAAGAAAAGCUGGAGGACUGCAAUAAUCAAAAUUUGGAGCUAAAUAUUACGUCAAUUUCGACAGAGCCGAUAAACAUGCUAAGUCCUCAAUUAUUCAAAACGCGCAGUGAGCCUUCUACUGACAGAAAAGUGGCCAAAACCCCGAUUCCUCAAGGACGAGUCUUGACUUUCAAUAGAGAUUAA
Messenger RNA from Blepharisma stoltei, 798 nucleotides. Lineage: Eukaryota; Ciliophora; Heterotrichea; Heterotrichida; Blepharismidae. The record is from the annotation of a GenBank genome assembly.